AUUUUUGUGGAUCACCUUAGUGGACAAUGACUUCCAGGAGGCCAAUGACUCGCUCAUUUUCUGGCAAUGGGAGAACAAGCAGCUUUAGUGAGGAGGAGGGCAGCUCUUCUAAUGGCCGUUCAGAAAGCCGCAAUACUUAUCUGUCAAACGUUAGGCCUGAAAACAGCUAUUCAAGGUAUUCUCAAUACAGGCCGUCGAGGAGCACGUUGUGCAGCGUCAUGGCUCAGCUCACAGAGGACAUACAACCAUCAUUUGAGACCACGCUGAAAUCAAAGGCCGUGUCUGAAAACUGUAACGUCAAAUUCACCUGUGUGGUAUCAGGUUACCCUGUUCCAGAACUGAAAUGGUAUAAAGAUGAUAUGGAAAUGGAUCGCUACUGUGGACUUCCUAAAUAUGAAAUUCAUCGCAAUGGCAAAACGCAUACGCUCCAUAUUUACAACUGCACUUUGGACGAUGCAGCUAUCUAUCAGGUCUCAGCCACCAACUGCAAAGGUAUCGUCUCCUGCUCUGGCGUUUUGGAGGUUGGUACCAUGAAUGAGUACAAGAUCCAUCAGCGGUUCUUUGAAAAGCUGAAGCAGAAGGCCGAGAAGAAGAAAAGAGACUUGGAGGAGAAGAAAGAAGGUAAAGAAAAUAUAAAAACAGGAGAACGGAGGAGUAGCCCAGAACAACCUCAGAGAAAACGCUCCGUCCCACCAACGGAGAAGGAAGCACAGGUCAACAAGUCUGUGGCUGUAGAGCAGCCAAAAGGUGCUCUGGCUGCUAAUGCAGUUAACUCAGGAGUGAAAGAUAAAAGGGAUUUGACAUCUAUGAACAGUCCUUUGGAGAAUGAAGCUGCGUCAGAGGAAAUGUUGGCCAAAAAGAGAAUCAAGAUGUCAAACGGUUUAGAUGCUAAUAACAGCAGCAGUAGCAGAAGCCAUAUCACAGGGAACGGAGGUGAAAACUGUUACGAUGGAGGAAUCAGCUUGGCACAGUUUUUGGCAGAGACUCUCCAGUCUCAAGCAGCUGAGGAGACUCAGAUCUCACCUCAAGAAGAAAAACCUCAAGAGAUGGAAACGGCUACGGUAGGCGAUGAUAAAGAAAAAGACACAGAGGAGAUGCAAGACAAGCUGAAAGAGCAUGAAAAAGAGAAGAAACGAGAAGAGGAAUUAGCUGUAGAAAGAGAGAGGGCUAGAGAAAGGCAAUUGGAAGUGAAGCACCCAGCAGCUCAUGGUAAACAGAGUUCAGAAGUCAAACAUCCCGACAAAGCUCAUAAGAAGGAGCACAAGGACCACAUUCAAACAUCCAUCUCCUCUAUGCUGCACACAGUUAAAGACUUCUUCUUUGGGAAGAGUAAGAAAGACUCUCACAGUCACACUGACAGUGAAGACAGAGAUUUUGGUCCCUCAGACUCAACAGCGCAGCCACCUAAGUCAGACAUGCCGCCAUCAUUUCAGCUGCAAGUGGAAGGUAAUAAUCCAGAGGUGUGCAAACUACUCACAGAGGAGACUCAACCUGUGGAUAAAACUCAGGAGCACAUAGAAACUAUGGACAUGGAGCAGCAGUCAGCAUCACUGGAGCCACUUAAACAUAACAGUGAAGACAGGGCUGUGCACACACAUCUCCAACCACAGUGUGUACUGUUUCCUAAAACCAAAGAGGAAUCUGCAGCAAAAAGUAAGGUGGAGAGGGAUGAGGCUGUGGAGGCCAUGGAGGUCUCUAUAGGGCCAGAGAGCAGCAUUGCAGAGGAAGUGACAUCAUCUGAGCUUCAAGUUCACUAUGAGGUGCUUUCACCUCCUGCUGCGGUGGAAGCAUGUGGUGCUGAGAAAGCUCGAGUAAAGGAGGAGACCAAAUGUACCUCACUGAUUCAGGAAAUGAAUGCAGGAUUUCCUCCCACUGAAGUCUCAGGGACGUUAGAGACGGGUGACCUAAAAAUGCAACGUGAACACACUUCUGUAGUUGGGAAAGUAACAACGUUGAACAAUAGUAAAGCAAAGCAGAGUUUAAACACGUCUUUUAAACUCAGCGAGGAGAAGUGUGAAUCAAAAGACACAAUGAAAUCUGCCUUAGAGGAAGAUCUGGAGGUGAAUGUAUUCACAGGUGUAAAAGUACAAGCUUUGAAGAAUGAAGAUGAACAAAAGAGUUUACAAUUAGAGUCGGAGCCUGAAAAGAAGACUUCAGGGAAUGUGGAGGUGUUAGAUGAGUCGAUUGCACUUGAAGUAACACAAAGUAAUGAAAACAAUGCUAGUAAGAAAAGUUGGAGUGAUGAGCAGGGUUCUUGCACGAGUACUAUCCCAAUAAGCCAAAUAUCUACUGCUGAAGACAUGUCAAAUAUCAGACCAUCAAUGACAGAUUUGAGCUCGGUUGAAGAAUUUAUAAUCCCCAAAAUUGAAAUACUGGAGCCUGAGCUUAAAGAAUGCUCUUUGCCUCUAAGCAUUUUGGCACUAAACAAGCCAGAACCACACGAUUUGCAAAAACAUUAUGCAACUGAUGAAUCAAAGGCAAUUCUUCAAGACGAGAGCAAAGCAGAGUUUUCAGGAUCAUUCCCCACACUGAGCGAAAUGCGGAAUAAUGAUGACCUUUUACCUACAGAAAAAGUUGCUCAAGAAAUGCUUGAGCAGCCACAAAGCCAUUUGCUCGCUCAGACGGAAUAUACAGUAAUUCCAGUUAUAAAUGUUUCCUGUACCGAUGACCUGGAGGGUAGCAUCUCCAAUGGUUCGUGUACUGAGCAUGCUUCUGAGACUCUAAGGGAAUCUCUGUUUGUGGUUCCUCCGAUUUCUGUCACUUGUCCUGAAAGCGAUGCAGAGCUUAAGCUGCCCACUCCCAGCGAGACGACAGAAACAGAAACUUCCGCUGGCAUGCAAAGGGGGACAAAGCAGAGUGCUGAGAAUAGCAUGAGCAUGAAGCUCGAAAUGCCUGAAAGAAGUCAAGACUUUGAGGAAAUAGCUGAAAAGAGUACAAAAGAGAACACACCAGCUGCGCUAUGUGAAACUCUGACACCAAAGGUUGGUGAGAAUGUGCCAACACCUAGCAAACCAACAGAAGAAAACACUGUCCCGGAAACCUUGAAGCUGAAAUCAAUCAAAGAUGCCAAGAAUCCUUCAUCUGUUGAAGAUUUCCUAAAAAGCAGACCCUCUGUUGAGAGACUCAGCUCCAAACCCCCAACAUAUCCCUCACUAAGUCCAUCCAGUCUUCGCAAGUUUAUGUCCAAAGCAGCUACGGAUUUGGACAAUGAGACAAUGAACAGUGUUCCUGUAAUCUCUGUGGACGAUCAUCAGAGUGACAAGGCAGAUGAAGAUCUCAGUGGCGGUUCGACGCCAACAUCGUCCCUUUCAUGUGAAAGCAGUCCCCGACUCAAACGCAGAGACAGUCUGACGCUCAUCCGGUCCGCCACACCUGAGGAGUUGGCCUCUGGAGCUCGGCGCAAAAUCUUUCUGCCUAGGAGCAAAGAAGAAAUAGAGGGAGCAUUGGUCGGUGUCCUAGAAGGCAAGAAGGAGAACCCCUAUAAGUCACCCAGCCAGGCUCGCAGAGCAGCACUGCUACAGACGACCACAGGACAAAAAACCCCACCUGUCGAGAGGCGCUCUCCUCUGAUGAGUCGCAGAAAGGCCACCUUGGAGGUGCCAAAGGUUGGAGAUGAGGUUCUUACAGGAGAGCCAGCUGGCACCAAGGAAGAUGAGAAACCAUCUGGAAAGAAAACAGACCCUUUGAAAGCUCCUCAGGUUAUUCGUAAGAUCCGAGGAGAGCCAUUCCCAGACGCUUCCGGACACCUGAAGCUGUGGUGCCAGUUCUUCAAUGUGCUCAGUGACUCCACCAUUAAAUGGUUAAAAGAUGAGGAGGAAAUACUAGAGGUUAAAAGAAGUGGAGGAGAUGAAACCCAAGUAGCGCUGGCCAUUGUUCUUGCAUCCAACCAAGACUGUGCUGUAUACGGCUGUACAAUCAUUAAUGAUUAUGGGAGUGACACAACAGACUACCUGCUCAGCGAAGACAUUCUGUCUGAAAUACUACUAAAAGAUGACUUGGAAGUUGGAGAGGAGAUAGAGAUGACCCCACUGCUGUUCACCAAAGGCCUGGCAGACAGCGGCACCUGGGGGGAAAAGUACUUUGGCCGCAUUUUAACUGAGACGAUGCACGUUGGGGAGGGUUGCACUCACAAAGCAUGCAAGGUGAAGGUGAUCUAUGGACUGGAUCCCAUCUUUGAGUCUGGAAGUACUUGUAUCAUCAAAAUUCGAAACCCCAUUGCCUAUGGGACCAAACAGGAGAGCAACCUUGCAGAGAGAAAUCUUGAUAUUACAAAGCAAGAAUGUAAAGUUCAAAAUAUGAUCCGAGAAUACUGCAAAAUCUUUGCGGCUGAAGCAAGGGUUAAUGAAAACUUCGGCUUUUCAUUGGAAGUGAUUCCUCGAUAUCUGAUUUACCGGCCUGCAAACUCUGUUCCGUAUGCUACAGUGGAGACUGAUCUUACAGGCGACUUUGUGAAAUAUUGCACGAUAGACUCCAAAGGCAAGCUGAUUUCACAAAGUAUUUCAGAGCUGGAGCAGAAAUGCUGCACCUUCCAGCAUUGGAUCCAUCAGUGGACUCACGGCAAUUUACUGGUUACUCAGCUUGAGGGUGUUGAAACAAAGAUUACAAAUGUUAAAGUUGUGACCAAGUCAAAAGGAUACCAAGGACUUACUGAACGUGGUUCCCCUGAAGUAUUUGAUCAGUUCCUGACGCAUCAUCAGUGCAACUACUACUGUGGACUUCUUGGCCUACGCUCACUUAAAAUUGCAGAUGGGCAACAAUCCACCAAGAUAAAAGGCUCCAAAAGCCCCAUGCUCAACCGCAGGACGAGCAUCGGCAGCCCACAGGUUCAGAAAAAAGGACUCAGCCCUCAGAUGUCCAGGAAGGCAAAUACUAGCCCAAAGGUAAAGAGAAAAGUUCAAGAAACAGAGGACAGUAAAUCAGAUGGCAAACCCAAACCUGUAGAAACUCUUUCUGUUCCUGAAAUGAGGUAG
This is a messenger RNA of Nematolebias whitei (Rio pearlfish), 4970 nucleotides long. It is a transcript of the gene alpk3a, whose product is annotated as alpha-kinase 3a. Gene Ontology annotation, cellular component: nucleus. Gene Ontology annotation, molecular function: ATP binding; protein serine/threonine kinase activity. Gene Ontology annotation, biological process: cardiac muscle cell development; protein phosphorylation. The coding region runs from base 27 to 4970 and encodes 1647 amino acids. The transcript has 14 exons. Lineage: Eukaryota; Metazoa; Chordata; Actinopteri; Cyprinodontiformes; Rivulidae. The record is from RefSeq and is a predicted model, not a curated record.